AUGACUCCGAGCCCGGCUCCAAGCGAGAAAGAGAAAGAUCUCGCUUCCAUUGCCCACGUCAACACCGUCUAUCCACCGAACCCAAUCGACCCGGUCCUUGAUGCCCGCGUGCGGCGAAAGCUCGACUAUCGCCUCCUCCCUAUUCUCACCCUAAUCUAUCUGUUCGCUUUCAUCGAUCGCUCCAAUGCCGGUAAUGCCCGCGUGCUCGGUAUGGGUGAAGAUUUGCAGCUUGACGGAUACCGCUUCAACAUCGGUCUCUCAGGCUUCUACGUAACGUACAUUCUACUCGAAGUCCCCGCAAAUAUCCUAUGCAAGAAAGUCGGCCCGAAAGUAUGGAUUCCGUUUCUAGCUUUCUCCUUCGGUGUGAUCACCAUGUGCAUGUCGACGGUCCAGAAUUAUCAAGGUUUCUUGGCCGCAAGGAUCUGUUUGGGGAUUUUUGAAGCGGGCAUCAUGCCUGGCAUUACGUAUACGUUGUCGUGUUUCUAUUGUAGGCACGAACUGGUAUCUCGUGUGGGGCUGUAUGCGAGUGUGGCGUCGUUAAGCGGUGCCUUUGGCGGCCUUCUCGCAAGUGGCCUGACAAAGAUCCCACAAUGGGGCAUUAUCCACAGCUGGCGCAACAUCUUCUUCUUCGAAGGCAUCAUCUCCAUCGUCUUGGGAGUCGUCGGCUUCAUCAUUCUCCCGUCGUCCCCGGAAACAGCAUACUUCCUCCCCGAGGCCGAGCGACAAGUCGCCAUCACACGAAUCAAUCGCGACCUUAAAAGUCAGAAAGUCGAAGAAUUGAAUAUGCGCUACUUCAAGCGUGCGCUGUUGAAUCUCAACACGAUCUUGAUAGCUUUAGCCUCGUUCUGUUCGCUGCUCACCAUGAAUUCGAUGGCGCUCUUUGUCCCCUCACUCCUCGCUGCAAUGGGGUACAGCGGCAUCCACAGCCAACUUCUCUCUGUGCCGCCGUAUGCAUGGGCGGCGUGCGUCUGCGUGACGGUGACGUUUCUCUCGGACCGUACGAAGCGACGGGGUGUAUGGAUUCUGAUCGUCAUGCCAUUCACGGCCACGGGCUUUAUCAUCUUACUCACGGUCCACGUUGUAGGAGUACGAUACUUCGCUCUUUUCCUGUGUUUGACAGGCGCAUUCACCGCGUCACCUAUGUUCGUUGCUUGGGUCGUCGAUAACUCCGCUGGGCACACUACACGGGCCAUUGUCGCGGCUACUGUCGUCGGGUUCGGGAACAUCGGUGGCAUCCUGGCUACUUGGACAUAUACCUUGCCGGACGCGCCGAAGUAUACUAAAGGACACGCGCUGAAUUUGGGAUUUGCAUGCCUUUGUCUCGUGAUCGUGGCGGCAGCAAUAGCUAGUUUGAAGCGAGAGAACAACAUCAAGGCAUGUGGUGGGCGGGAUGAUCGAGUUCGAGGUUUGACGGAAGAUGAGACGGCGGAUCUGGGCCAUUUGCACCCGGAGUUUAAGUUUACGUUGUAG
Rhinocladiella mackenziei CBS 650.93 is the source of this 1470-nucleotide messenger RNA. RefSeq lists its product as uncharacterized. The transcript has 2 exons. Gene Ontology annotation, molecular function: transmembrane transporter activity. Gene Ontology annotation, biological process: transmembrane transport. The record is from RefSeq and is a predicted model, not a curated record. Gene Ontology annotation, cellular component: membrane. The coding region runs from base 1 to 1470 and encodes 489 amino acids. Lineage: Eukaryota; Fungi; Ascomycota; Eurotiomycetes; Chaetothyriales; Herpotrichiellaceae.